Pectinophora gossypiella (pink bollworm) is the source of this 5327-nucleotide messenger RNA. RefSeq names its product malonate--CoA ligase ACSF3, mitochondrial (gene Acsf3). The transcript has 11 exons. The record is from RefSeq and is a predicted model, not a curated record. Lineage: Eukaryota; Metazoa; Arthropoda; Insecta; Lepidoptera; Gelechiidae. Bases 210 to 2087 code for a protein of 625 amino acids. Gene Ontology annotation, biological process: fatty acid metabolic process. Gene Ontology annotation, molecular function: medium-chain fatty acid-CoA ligase activity.
AUAGAUAUUUAAAAAAAUACUUUUUAAACAGCUGAGUUCGAUCAACUUGGCUCGUUAAUUUUCUUUUCGUCUAAGUUUUGCAUCAGAUAACCUCGCAAUUCCUUUAGAAUUCUUCCUUAUCUCUAAAAAUACUACUGUUAAAUUUCUAAAACUUUUCAUAUCAUAACCACGGUGUUCGAGAGAUUCGCAAUAUUUGUGCGUGGUUAAAUAUGGAUAAGACUUUUCGUUCAGUGCGAGCAUUUAGCCGGGUUUUUAGAAGGCCUAUUACGAGUUAUAGAAAUACUUCCAGCGCUCCUGUUCCAGAUGAAGAAACAAAUUUAGAGCUUCUGACUUCGUAUAAUCAAGAUAUAAAAGCUGGUGGCGUAGUGCCUGUAUUUCGCCGCGCUCUGCUGUUCCCCAAUAGAGUGGCAGUCCAAGAUGAGGUGGGCAUCUACACAUAUUCUGGCCUGUAUCAAGCAGCCGCAGACGUUAGUAAGGAGAUCGCAAGUCAAUUGUUGGGUGAAACAGGACAAGCGAUAUCAUAUAUGUGCAGCAAUGACUCGACACACAUCAUCGUGCAGUGGGCAAUUUGGAUGACUGGCAAUAUUGCUGUUCCACUGACACCUCUGCAUCCGCCAGAAAUGCUAAAAUACUUCAUCGGAGACAGUCAGUCCGCUCUAGUCGUCUGUUCACAGGAGUAUGAGGAUAUAUUAACACCAAUUGCCAACGAGCUAUCGAGGUACCUCUUAGUGACCACCAAAGUAAAACAAAUCAAAGCUCAAUUGUACAUGUCCAAUGAGGUUUCCAACAAAUGUGAGGAUGUCGGCAGAAGCAACGCCUGGUACGGGGAUAACGAGGCGCUUAUUAUUUAUACUAGCGGUACAACAAGCAAGCCGAAGGGUGUGAUCUGGACUCACAGCAUGCUGAGCACGCAGAUAGCGGCGCUCCACACCGCGUGGCAAUACAGCGCCGGGGACGUGGUGCUACACACGUUGCCCCUACACCACAUACACGGACAACUCAACUCUGUCAACGCGUCACUUGCUGCUGGAGCAAGAAUUCGAAUGCUAUCGUCAUUCGCGUCGCACACAGUCUGGGCGCGUUUACUCGGCAUGGGCGAGCGAGACGAGACCAAAGUGACUGUGUUCCACGGCGUGCCGGCGAUGUAUGCGCGGCUCGCCGCCGACCACGGCAGGAUGUUCCCCGACGCUAAGACUGCGCAGUACGUGCGGCACACGUUGGCGCGCAUGCGGCUCAUGUGCGCCGGCUCCGCGUCGCUGCCCACCUCACUGUUCAACAAGUGGGAGGAGAUAACCGGAAUCCGUCUUCUAGAACGCUACGGCAUGUCGGAAGUAGGCAUGGCGCUGAGCAACCCCUACCGGCCGGUGGAGCAACGGACCGUGGGCUGCGUGGGUCUACCGCUGCCUGGAGUCGCGGCCAGGAUUGCUACGCGGGACCCGAAGUCGGGAAAGUUGGAGCCCCUGGUUACCGUCGAAACUCCGCUCACUGAUAUGCAGAUAUCUCUUAACCGGCUAGGUAUAGCUUCAAAGGACUACUUCGCCGAGACGAAAUGGGAAGAGCCAAAGAUAACGCGACACAAGGAGCCUACAGACGGCGCCUACCAAGGUGAGCUGCUGCUUCGGGGACCUGCUGUAUUCUCCAGGUACUGGAACCGCGCUCCCAAGCUGGAUGACUCUGACUUCAUAGACGAGUGGUUCCGCACGGGCGACACGGUGUCCUUCGAAGACAACCGCUUCCGCAUCCUUGGACGCACCUCCGUCGACAUCAUCAAGACCAGCGGGUACAAAGUUAGCGCUCUUCAGGUCGAAUCAGCAAUGCUUGAGCAUCCAAACAUAGCAGACGCGGCUGUAUUGGGCGUGCCAAACGAACACUCCGGAGAGAUCAUCGCGUCGAUCGUAGUUCUAAAAGACAAGCAAAUCAAAUUGACUUUAAAAGAUCUCAGAGACGACCUCGGGAAAAGAUUAGCCCCAUACCAGCUGCCGAAGACUUUGCUAAUAGUCGACGAAAUGCCCAGAAACGCUAUGGGGAAGCUUGACAAGAAAGAAAUUAAGAAGCUGUACGGGAAGGAAUUGGUUUUGGAGAAGUGAUUUUGAGUCUUAACACUGGCAGGUAAACAUUUCAAUUUCAAUAAUAGCCAUUUCAGACGCAACGCGACAUAACCCAAUAGAAGGACGUCUAGAUACCUUGUGUUUUUCUACACUCAAAUUUUUCAUUCGAGUUGGUAAAAUUACAAUUUUUUAGGGCAUUUUACGGCAUAAUUUUCACAAUAUACAUCACAAAAUAACAAAUAAAGGUCUUUAAGGGACUUUCCAGGCUAGGUUCCACAAAAAAGAAAAACAGAUAGCGAUGUACAAUUUUUCUAAUAGUUUAACCUUCUAACUUCAUGGAUAACAGACAUGCAUCUUUUAUCUUUGUUUUUGGGUAUAAAUGAUGACCCUUGUUAUUACACCGAGGCACAACCGCACAAUACAUCCACCAUUCCACCCAUAAUUAUUGUGAUCAAAAUAAAGAGAAGCAAUAUAGGUGGUAAUAUAAUUCUAUACAUAAUGUAAUUCAAAUAUCAAGCAACAAUUAUUUUUAUUAUUAUUUAUCUUUAUAUAUUUAUAAUUCUCUCCGAAGAGGUUCAAGUCGCACGGGCCGUAGCCAAGUGCUUUUAUUGUUUCAGAGAUAAAAACUUCCUUACGAUGCGGCAUGUAUUUAGAAUUACUGCUUUUUGAAGAAGCGUGAGUGUGGAUGGAUGCAUGUUGAGAGUUUGGAGACUAGUGUGGAGUGUUUUAGGUAUGACGCCUGUGGUGGAAACAACGAUGGGUACCGUUUUAACAGUUCUUACUUGCCACUGUGUUUGGAUUUCUAUAGCAAGGUCGGUGUAUUUGGCAAUUUUUUCAGCAUGUGUAGUAAGUAGUUAUUAUUAUUAUUAUUUAUUUAUUUAUAAAGGUACAUACAACAUUACAGUGUAACCCAAUGCGCUGUAUGACGAGAAAAAAGAAUUUAAUAUAUUUAUAUAUGCUUCUGCGAUUACAUUGUAUUUUUAAACUAGAGUACCUAAUAAGAAAAUAGAUAAAUAUCACGCUUAAUCUUUCGAACGCCGGAACGCAGAUCUCGACCAGACACAAUGUAAAAUCUAUUGUGUCUGGUAUCUCGGCAUAUGAGAGGUUAAUCUGAACAGCGCCAUCUAUAUAAUUUCCAAACAGUUUUUUGGGAAAAGUAUUUUAGAAGGUUCUAUUCCGCGUUACUUGUCGCGUUGCGCCUGCCAUUCUAGUACAGUGCAGCUAAUUUUUACCCAACUGUAGCGAAGCAAAAAGGGCUAUGUGUUUUUAUAAAUACGUACAAUUAGAUGUUUAGUUUAUUAAAUUGGAACAGGGGAAAUAUAAUGGAUUAAUGAAUGAUUGAUAGUGGGAUGCCAAAUAGAUAUUUUAUGCGUAAACUCUUGUAAUAAAGUUAUGGAAAAGUUAUUCAAAAAUCAAAUCAACAAAAUAUUGAUUUACCAAAAAUCAAUACUAUCCUCGUGUUUGAGACUACUUUCACACCCCGGAGACUUCAUACAAACAACCUCGUUUUACACAGACACUACACACUGACGGUAUUGUACGCAUCUGUGUGUGUGAUGUCUGACGCCAUAUUAUGAUUCAAGUCUAAACUGUGUUCGAGGGGGGGGGGUGAGGUAAACCUAGCUCAGACGCUGGUGGGGGGCGGGGAGUUGCCGUUCUAUACGUAGGUAGUAUUAUUCCUUAUUCUAUACUACUUUUAAGCAAAUAUUUACUUGUGUUAGUAGCCCCGAUCUUCUAUGUGAUACAUUGGUAAUCGAAAUCGAAAAUAAACGUAAAAGAAGUACAAAAUGAAUAAACAAUAAAAUAAAAAUUAAAAAAAUAAUAUACCAAAAAAGAGGAACAUUAAAAACAAGUGGUUAUGUGUGUAAACUUAAGAUCUAUAUUAGUUGUGUUAAGAGUUGUUAAUAUAAUUAAUGUAAUAUCGAUUGAUGGCUGUUUGGAACGGAUAGUGAGAAAUACAGACUUGGAGGGGGCAAAUCGUAGAUGACUUUGCAAACUGACGUAUCUGCAAUAGUUUUGCCAAAAAAAAAAUGUUUUAAGUUUACGCGGUUAUUUAUCAUAAUUACUGUUGCAAGUGCCAUGAUCACGGGAUGACUGAUGAGAUUGGAGUGGAAUCAAAUACAUAAACAAGCGGCAAAGAAAGAGGGUAGACAUGUCUUGCCCGUAGAAAAUUAUGGAUCUACCUACUCCACUCCAAUCUCAUCUGUCAUCCCGUGAUCAUGGCACUUGCAACAGUAUCGAAUUAUCGGGAGUCUCAUAACAUACAUAACAUAAACAGCCUAUAUACGUCCCACUGCUGGGCACAGGCCUCCCCUCAAUCAACCGGAGGGGGUAUGGAGCAUACUCCACCACGCUGCUCCAAUGCGGGUUGGUGGAGGUGUUUUUACGGCUAAUAGCCGGGACCAACGGCUUAACGUGCCCUCCGAAGCACGGAAUCAUCUUACUUUUUCGGACAAUCAGGUGAUUCAAGCCUGAAAAGUCGGGAGUCUCAUAUCACUGUUUUAGACGCGGUAAGAACCCAUUGUUAUGUGUUUUGAUUAAAAAAAAAUUGUCUCUUAUUGACAAUAGCAGAAGGUGCAAAUCAGAUUCGCCAGAAAACCCACCCUAGACCACAACGUCACUUACCAUCAGGUGAGAUUGUGGUCAAACGCGAUAUAUGUAUGUAUAUUUAAAAAAAAGACGUAAGAGAUAAGUAACGGAAAACCGAACAAUUUAUCUGCGCCAAUAGAAGAGUUUUGACGCUUCCAAUCGCUUCACUGACUGAAUUUAUAUGUGCCUUGUAUAUAUAAGUGCAUACCUACAACGGUGCUGAUUCCAGUACUUUGGUACCAUGUCACAUUAACUUUUUUGACAAAUUGAACUAUAAGUCUCACUAAAUGUCAAAUAUGUUAGUGCGACAGAGUCCUAAAGUGGGUAGAUUAUAUUGCUCAUGACUGUACUUACUGAUAUAUUGAAUAUAUGUAUAAUGUUGAGUUUAAUAAGAUAAACGAAUGAACGAUAUUUAUUAAUAGACAAAAGUGCAGCUUUGAGCAUUACCAACCACAAUGAGAGGGACUAAUUAUCAAAAUAAUUGAAUGAGUGCAAAGCGCUCCUUAUUAACCACUUACCCGUAAAGCGGUGUGCGGUGAAUUAAAUGUUUUAUCUAUAUUUUUAAUAAGUUGUUUAGUUUUAGAAUUUUAGAAUAAUUCGUUGUACCAAGUUUUAUUCCUUUGACUGAAUAUGUCUUAAGUUGUUGCUAAUUAAAUAAAAUAUAUUGUUGAAUCAUUGUGUUUAUUUUUU